Messenger RNA from Laetiporus sulphureus 93-53, 1693 nucleotides. RefSeq lists its product as uncharacterized. The coding region runs from base 95 to 1645 and encodes 516 amino acids. The transcript has 5 exons. The record is from RefSeq and is a predicted model, not a curated record. Lineage: Eukaryota; Fungi; Basidiomycota; Agaricomycetes; Polyporales; Laetiporaceae.
GUCGUCUCACUCGCCCCACUCACGAAGGUAACGGAACGUUCGCUCUCGUUGUGCAAAGCUUAGCGUGUUUGAUAUACUUGUACGGCGAUCGUAGAUGCUAAAGUUCAUCAGUAGUAUCAGGACUGGGAGUGGUGCCAAUGCCACAUCCUCUCCAUCGCAGGUGCCUGUUCAAACCGCAAGCGGAUAUGCACAGCGGCAGAUACAAGGCAUGGAGACGGGCGUGCCCGUGCAACACCCAAGCGAACAUGCGCACCGACAGAUGCACGAUACCGAGAGAGAUGUACCUGUACAACCCCAGAUUAUGUGCGACAGUUCACAUCGUGAGUUGCAGGAUUCCCAGAAAGAUAUACAUACACAGACCAACACCGAGCAUGCACACCGGCGGAUCCACAAUCUCGAGGUCAACAUACCUACUAGGCGGAGCAUUAGCGAGCAUGCCAAUCGACGGGGCCAGGAUCCCGAGAGAGAUUUUGCCAUAGCGCAAUUGAAGUCUGAGUUAGAGCGGUAUAAGAGAGAACUCGAGAAGGAAAAGCAUAGUGGAGAGCAACUCCGCAAAUUUGCCGAACAACAGAGGCAAGCAAGAAAGGACAUGCAAGAAGAAGUCGCGUACUGGAAAGGAGAAAUGCACCGCUUACGGCAGGGCAGGGAUUCAGCUCGAGCAGAGCUGAAGCAACUUGAGUUCCAAUUCGACCAAGCAAUGAAAGAGCGGCAAUCUAUACAAGCACUAUCGGAGCAGCGUCGACUAGAAUUGGAGGAUGCGCAGAGCUAUCUUAACACUGCUGAUGAAUUCUCGGAACAAGAUGUCGUCCGCCUUAUCAAGAACUUGAACAGUGAAGUGUUCCAGGUCGUCAGAGCGGUGGCCGAUAGCUUUCAGAUGUUUGACACUUCGAAGCGAGAUGAAAGAGCGGAGAGCGAAGCAGCUGCCAAUAUAGGACCUUCCAUGUUGGAGCUCUUUCAGUCCGUCUCAGAUACAGGCGAAACUCUCGCACUGGAAACUGCCCUUCAACACAAUCUCGUUCUGCUCAUCAAUGACGUGAUAACACUGUGGAACUUUCGCUAUGGUGACAAUGUCAGUGUAGUCAUGGCGGGUCUGAACCAGAAGAUUCUUCGAUCAGAGAGCCAGAGCAUAGCUGGACGAUGGCGCGCCAUCACGCAUAGGAACAUGCCGAGCCAGCUACCUGAUGGCCGGGACUGGCAGGACUAUUGCGUGGAGCAUAGCACCAGUUUGCUGUCUUCCAUAUCCAUGGCGGCCGGGGGCCGCGUGGAUGUAUCUGGACAAGCGGAUAGCAUCCGAGAGAUUAUUCACGGAGCAUUCCGGCUUCGGAAGAUGAUAGGAGAAAACAUUGUCGGAAGCAAUUACACUGUGACGAUAGGCCAAUCCGGCGACGUCUUCACUCCAGAUUUCAUGGAGGAUGCUUUCGCACUUAGAGGGCGACCUCCGAAGACUGGGAUGUCCAUCCUCUGCGCAUCUGAACUCGGCCUGCUACGGCUCGACAAGGUCAAGGCAAGCGCAGACGCAGCAGGAGGGAUCUCCGAGGUGGUUAUAUUGAAACCCAAAGUCGUCCUGGCAGAUUUCGUCAUGGAGUUGGGUUUGGGGGAACGGUCGCAUGGUGAUAACCUGAGCGAUUCCCCGAUGCGCGAAUAGGAAAGCAAACUCCGAGCCUUUCUUGUAAGAUUCAUUUUGUCCUCGAUG